ACUCUCCUGCAAUAUGGUGGCGCCAGUGAAGAUUUACCUGGUGUUUUAUAAUGUUGUACUGACGCUAGGAUGGGGUGUGAUUCUUGUCCUCGCAGUACAGCACUUGACAAAGAAGAAUACUCAUAUUGGGCUUUACGACUCGGUGGAAAAACCCCUCAAGAUUUUUCAAUCUGCAGCCAUCCUAGAGGUAUUACACUGUGCAGUAGGUAUAGUGCCAUCUUCAGUUGUUCUUACAGCAUUUCAAGUAGCUUCAAGACUCUUUUUAACCUGGGCAGUGGCUCACAGUGUCCCUCAAGUUCAUGACAAUCCUGGUGUGGCAGGGUUUGUUUUAGCUUGGUCCAUCACAGAGGUUAUUCGCUAUUCAUUUUAUGCAUUUUCCUUGUUGGACAGUUUGCCCUAUGUACUUCAGUGGUGCAGAUAUACUUUCUUUUUUUUCCUCUAUCCCAUUGGCGUGACAGGUGAACUGGUGACAAUAUACUCCUCUCUUGGUCAUGUUUCCAAGUCUGGUCUGUACAGUGUGUCCAUGCCAAAUUGUCUCAAUUUUUCCUUUGAUUAUCAUCUCUUCCUGAUCGUGGUGAUGUUCUCGUAUAUUCCAAUCUUUCCGCAACUUUAUUUUCACAUGAUCCGACAAAGAAAGAAGGUUAUUGGUGGAAAAGUCAAACCGCAAUAACUUGAGGCUCCAACCGUCCAGUUGAAAGGCGGGAGGAACUUAAGUCAAGAUAUGUUUGUUAAUUUUUUUUUUUCGAUUUUAACACUAAGUGACGGCGGUGUCAAGCCACAAGUUGAUUGAUCGUUGAACUGUUGUGUAUUUGGCCCGUGUCUCGAAAGUUCCGGUAACUAACGGCCCCAAGCCAUGCUCUGAACAACAGUUGUUUGGGUUAUACAUGCAGCUCAAAAGUUAUUUCCAUAUUGUUAUAAUAUCUGUUAUUUUUAUCGUAUUAAUUUUAAAACUAUUAGUAUCUCGAUCUUGAAUGAACACACGGCGAACAAGAAUCAUUUUCCGGGAUCGGUGAGUACCGGAACUUUCGGCGUAGGAGUGGCAUAGGACAUAGUAAGGGACAUUAGUUGGUGUGUGCAAAAUUUAGCUCUGUGUGUUCUCUGCCUCCAAAAAAAAAAUGUGAUUCAUUUUAGCGCUGCGAACGGUUCAGGGGAACAAAAUAACAGUUCUGUUACACUUACGAAUAAGACUUUCACAAAAGUCAUAUUUGUCACUCGAAGCUAAUUUGCCCGCAAGCGGCCUAUAAACGUGUCUAUAAUAAAAUAUAUUUUGAAAAUUCUGAAUAUGUUUUUCAAACAAAGAUAUUAUUUUGAUUUUUGCUAACUACGAGAUGUAAUUUAUUGAUUGAAUACAUUUAAUAAAAGAGCCUUGGGAACAGUA
Pocillopora verrucosa is the source of this 1378-nucleotide messenger RNA. Its product is annotated as very-long-chain (3R)-3-hydroxyacyl-CoA dehydratase 2. Gene Ontology annotation, cellular component: endoplasmic reticulum membrane. Gene Ontology annotation, biological process: very long-chain fatty acid biosynthetic process; sphingolipid biosynthetic process; fatty acid elongation. The record is from RefSeq and is a predicted model, not a curated record. Gene Ontology annotation, molecular function: 3-hydroxyacyl-CoA dehydratase activity. Lineage: Eukaryota; Metazoa; Cnidaria; Anthozoa; Scleractinia; Pocilloporidae.